AUGUAUCCACCAAGACUAUUCUCCCCCUCUUCCCUUCUGCCGCCACCACCGCCACGUGUUCAACCUUAUAUAUAUCCACCACCGUAUCCUCCGAUUCCGUCCUCGUUUCCUCACCGUCACACCAACGACUACUAUUCGCACAACAGUGGUACACAUCAGCAAACCCUAACUAAUAGCGGUUGCGGUGGAAUUGCACCGCCUGACUCGAGUUACAAUUUCAUAGGUGCACCCGUGGCUAAUGGCUCUAGAGUUGCUCCUCCUAUUCCGCACCCUCUACCUCCACAUCAUGGGCUAUAA
Eruca vesicaria subsp. sativa (arugula) is the source of this 297-nucleotide messenger RNA. Lineage: Eukaryota; Viridiplantae; Streptophyta; Magnoliopsida; Brassicales; Brassicaceae. The record is from the annotation of a GenBank genome assembly.